Molecule: messenger RNA, 1323 nt
Organism: Phlebotomus papatasi
Lineage: Eukaryota; Metazoa; Arthropoda; Insecta; Diptera; Psychodidae
Gene: Slimp
Product: serine--tRNA synthetase-like protein Slimp
Exons: 2
Coding region: 53-1306 (417 amino acids)
Biological process (GO): seryl-tRNA aminoacylation
Cellular component (GO): mitochondrion
Molecular function (GO): serine-tRNA ligase activity; tRNA binding; ATP binding
Source: RefSeq, a predicted model, not a curated record
GUAAACAAAACUUCUAACCUAAUUCCAUUUGCGGAAGAAAUUCUUUUUCAAAAUGCUUUUGAAGCGUUUUUUCUCCACGUCCGGGGGCCAAUUACGCAGAUUCUCAGCCCUGUAUCUCACAGGCGAUAAAGCCAGGGAAGAGUAUGCCUCAGUGCAUCCGUACCUGGAUUUCCAAGGUGUCCUGGGAAACAGAGAAGCUCUCCAAGAAAGCCUCGAAAAGAGGAAUUGUUCAAUAAAUCUCCAGGAUCUUUAUUCCCAAUGGAAAAAGUAUAAAAACAUUCAGGAACAGAAGAAAUCAAUGGAACAGAGAAGGGAAGAGAUUGUUAGGAUCCUAAAGGAAUCGCCUGGAUUAAAAUCAGACAAUGUGGAAAGUCUGAAGGCUGAAGGAAAGCAACUCAGGAAUACAUUGACGGAUUUGAAGGAGAAUUCUUAUGAAUUUGAAGAGGAGUUUAUUAAUAAGUUCCUAGAACUUCCCAACUUGAUUCAGUCUCAAUCCAAAGAUAGGGUCAUUUACACUUAUCUGACCAAGGAUUCCUCAGCAAAGCCAUCAGGACUAAGUUCCGAUUUGAUCUGCAAGGAUUCCAUUUACUUUUCAAAGGGGGAUUUAGCAAAGUUUGAAUUCUUUUUUCCCAUUUUCUGCCAAAAAUUUUUCAAAUUGAAAGGAUUCGAGUAUUUUUCCAAUCCAGAUUUUGCAAGAUCAGUAAUUGUUGAGGCUGCUGGAAUGCCAAAAGAUUAUCUAUAUCGUGUUCUUGAGGACGAAGGAAGCAAAAUCAAUCUUUUGCAUUUAACUGGAGGGAGUUCCAUGCUGAGUUUCUUGAGUUUUAUUGCAAGACUUUCGGUUUUUCCAAAGCAAUUGCCUCUGGCAUUCAUUGCCAAUGGGAAGAAUUACUGCAAGAACAAUCCUAGAAAUCAAGGAAAUUCUGUUCAACUAUUUUAUGCGUCUAGUUCCAAAGAAAAUGCUGAAGAAUUCAUUGACAAAAUAGUUAAAGAUUUUAGGGAAAUUUACGAGAAAUUUAGCAAUCAUUUUCGUAUCAUUAACGUUCCCCCGGAAAAAUUGGAAAGUUCCGAAUUAAUGAGAUUUUCCCUGGAAUUUUAUUCGUCGACGAGGGAAGAUUAUUCAGAAGUUGCGAGUGUUAGUUUCCACGGAGAUUUUAUUAGCAAGAGAUUGUUAUUUAAUUUUAAAGAGGGCAAAGAAUUCAAGUUCCCACAAAUUGUAACAGCGACUAUUUGUGAUACUUCAAAGUUAAGCGAAGUUCUAUUGGAAAAUCAUACAGAUUUUUGUGAAUUACUGAAAAUUUUCAAAUAAACCACUUUUAGAACUUU